UUCGAGGCCAUAGCUUAUUCAUCCCCACACAACCAACCUUGGUUUGCAGAAUGGCGACAGAAACCGACUUUGCUCGAACAGCAUGCUUACAGUGUAGGCAAAUUAAGGUCAGGUGCGACAAGCUAGCCAAUCAGUCUCGCUGCUCCCGAUGCCUUCGGUUAAAUUUCCAAUGCGAAUUCAGACCGCAUGCUCGAGGUCGUAAGCCAAAGAGUGCCAACACUCGACACCUUCCUUCACGACGAGACCACUACAAUCAUUCCAACGACGACCGGUCCUCUGGAGCCGACUCAUAUGAAGCCAAUGACGGGGAUGUGGCAGGCGGUACGUUAUCCCUGCAGGCCGAACUAAACCCAAGCUCUAUAUCAUGGACCACGGUGCAUACUGAAGAUGGGUGUGGAAAACCCAAUCCACUUUCCAAGCGUUCCAUUGCUGUUGCUUCCAGCUAUAAUGAAAAUGCUCUGACCGAAGGCGUGAUCGUCGACUCUGAAGCCAGGCGACUAUUUGAAUUCUUCUUUAGAGAGCUCAAUACCAUGAUUGCUCUCUUUGACCCUCACCUUCAUACCAUUCCCUACACCAUGAAGAACUAUCCAUUGGUGUUCUCGUGCAUCAUUGCUGUUUCCGCCAAGUUCAGUCGACCUGACCUAUUCCCCGCCUGCAGCGAUAUAUGUAAUCGAUUGAUGUGCUUGGCGGCUGUAGAGGAUUUGUGCAAUUUGGAUCAUGUUCAAUCCUUGUCUAUACUUUCCUUCUGGAAGGAGUCAAGUGAUACCACGGAUUGGCGCAAGAUAGGUCGAUCCAUUCGCAUGGCCUUUGAAUUGAAUGUGCAUACAGCGCAUAUGAAGGCCACCAACUCAAGUGAUGAGAUUGUCAACCGAGAACUUAUGAACCGACAGCGAACAUGGAUGCAGCUGUGUUGUUUCGAUGCCGUCUUUUACAACUCUAUUAAUUUUCCCCACACAAGACCCGAAAUGAUACCGCCAGAAUGUCGAAUAGACCCUAUCGUGUGGUACAACUCACACCUGGAAUGGUCUCUUCCCGGAGAUGCACGUCUGGCUUGUUCGCUGGAAUUGGAUGGCGUACGAAGAGAUAUCAAGCUAUUGAAGGAUGUCAUGGCCAUCUCCACCACACCGGGAACUGUCAACAUUCUUAUUCGAGCAGCCCAAUCGAGAUUGAAAUCGUUUCGAAAUCGAUGGAUGAAUGAAAAGACUGUAUUACCUCUGGACGAAUGCACUUCAGCGCAGACGGGUUAUCAUUUGGAGAUCUAUAGUUUAAAAGUCAACGAAGUGGUUUGGCAAUACCAACAGAAAACAAACGCGCCUUUGGAUGAUCAGAAAGUGACGUUCGCAAGCUGUGUCUACGAUGCCACCACCAUCCUUCGCAUGCUUGUGGAUCGAGUGGCCACGCAGAGUUGUUUACGAGCCUCGCAGGAUUGGACUUUCUUGGGUGCCGCGUAUGCAGGAAAGUGGCUCAACCUUCGACGAGACCAUAUUGAUGAGCUCACUCUCCGGGAGGUGGUGGGUGUGUUUAAUGAGGUGAUCAGUGUGUGCUCGACGGAGACGCGUUCGGAUGAUGAACCGUCAGCCUACCUUGCCCGUUUCUUCCAAGCCAUGCUUGCCUUACUGAAGGAAACAGGCAGCAUUCAACGAAGUAAUGACAUAUCCGUCCCUUCCAAUUCUCUCAUACCCAAUGGACAGCCGGCUGUACCAGGACAGGAAAUGGGCUCCAUGGAUGUAUCCCGAAGUGACCUUUUACCAGUGUCAUACGCUCCCAUCAAACUUGUGGAUCUCAAUACCAUUGCUAACCUCCAAGACCAUCACAAUCCAAACACCACCGCUUCGUUUAUUGACUUGUUUGUUCAAGACGCCGAAUACUGGGAUUCCAUGUUUUCGAACUGGCAUACUAUUUGAUGUAUAUAUUUAUAUAUUCUUUCUCGGCCUCAAGAGGAAGAAAAAACAAAUUAAGAAGAUAAACAAGUUGGUGUCCUCCUCCAUCGUAAUACUCUUUCCCCUCCUCUCGUUCCUCAUUUCCAUCCUGUUUAAAGAAGUUUGGGUUGGAUCUGUACAAGUAAAAUUUAACAUUCUUGAUAUUGUACUCAUUUGUAUGCCAUGAUAUAUUUGAAUAUAGUAGUUGAUUGAUCUGUA
Molecule: messenger RNA, 2138 nt
Organism: Umbelopsis ramanniana AG
Lineage: Eukaryota; Fungi; Mucoromycota; Umbelopsidomycetes; Umbelopsidales; Umbelopsidaceae
Exons: 3
Coding region: 51-1904 (617 amino acids)
Biological process (GO): regulation of DNA-templated transcription
Cellular component (GO): nucleus
Molecular function (GO): DNA-binding transcription factor activity, RNA polymerase II-specific; transcription cis-regulatory region binding; zinc ion binding
Source: RefSeq, a predicted model, not a curated record